UCUCUAAUCAUAAGGAAAGCAGGAGAGCCCGAAGACAGUGAUACGUCUCACAGUGAUACGUCUCUCUCUCUCUCUCUCUCUCUCUCUGUAAUCAUAAGCUAAUCAGUAUAGCCCGAAAACAGUGAUAGCUCGCUCUCUCUCUCUCUCUCUCUCGUGCGAGGGUGAUUCGUCUCUUCGUCAUAACCAGCGCUUCCGGAGCCGACACUUGCAACGGUAUCCUGUGGCGAUCGGGCUGUCUUCUCAUGAGCCACUUUGCGAACGGGAGGAGAGGAGGAGGAGGCUUGGAUCUGGAGCUUCGCCGCAACCGCCGGAAAUGAUGAGGCCAUCCAUGAAGCACCGAAGGAGAGCCGGCGGAGGGCGGUCUUGGGCGAGGGGCUCCUCCGCGUCGCCCUCGUGGUUCCUCCUGUUCGCCUUCCUCUGCUGCGCCCUCUUCGCCGCUGUCGCCUUCUCCACCUUCCGAAUCUUCGGAGUGUCAUUCCGCCCGGUGCUGAUGCUCCCAACAUGGCAGAACUCGGCCAUCAAUGCCAUGGCCACCGACCACUCCUUCUUCACCUUCGCCGCCACCAAGAAUCGCAGUGACAACCCUCCUUCCGUCCGUAUCGAAGAAGCCAUCUCCUUCCCGGAUCAAGUCCUCCUCUUCCUCCAAUUUCCCGGCUCCCUCCCUAGAUCGGACCUUGCUUGCCUGUACUAUCCCCCAAGCAAUCCCACCACCACCAUAUCCUCCUCCUCCUCCUCCUCCUCUUCCCCUGUUGCCCAAUUCCAUCUCCCCGCCACCAUCCCGUCUCCCCUGCCUUCUUUCGUCCGCUGCCCCCUUGCGCCCCGUGGCUUCUUUGUUUCCCUAUCCCCUGACCUCCCCCUGUUCCAACCACGGCCAUGGGACCAUCUCGUCUACGCCGCCAUUCUCGAUCCUCAUGACAACUCCUCCAUUGUCUUUGCCAAAGGCUUCAACCUCCGUCCCGCCCGCCUCGCCGACCCAUCUCGCUAUGAGUGUGUAUACGGCUGGAACUUCGCGAAGCCCAACUACUUCAUGACCUCUCCUGUCCUCACAGCAGCCCAGGAAAUCAUCCGUUGCCCCACCCCACACAGCAUCCUCCUCCGCCUCCGCAGCCAUGCCGUCCUGAAUCCUCCCUUGGUAUCAGUCAAGACCAAGGGCCGCGGUGCCGUCACCCUCCCCUCUGUUGCUCAUCAUGAGAUCCUCUCGCCGAGCAGAAGGCAGGGCCGGCACACCAUGUGCGUGUGCACGAUGGUGCGCAACCAAGCCAGGUUCCUCCCGGAGUGGAUCAUUUACCACUCACGCCUCGGCGUCGAACGGUGGUUCAUCUACGAUAACGAUAGCGAUGAUGACACAGAGCAGGUGCUCGAGUCCAUGGACGCGUCUUCCGAUUACAAUGUCACCCGCCAUUUGUGGCCCUGGGUAAAGACUCAGGAAGCAGGCUUUGCACACUGUGCUCUUCGUGCCAGAGGUCACUGCCGGUGGGUCGGAUUCAUCGACGUAGAUGAAUUCUUGUACCUUCCUACGAACGUCACACUGCAUGAUGUUCUUCGGAACUACUCGAGAAAGCCUCGGAUUGGAGAGCUCCGGAUAGCAUGCCACAGUUUUGGACCUUCAGGGAGAAGAACUGUGCCAUCGGAAGGCGUCAUGGCGGGCUACACAUGCAGGCUGAGUGCGCCUGAGCGGCACAAGUCGAUUGUUCGUCCGGAGGUACUGAAUCCUUCUCUGAUCAAUGUUGUGCACCAUUUCCAUUUGAAAGAUGGGAUGAGAUACGUGAACAUGGAGAAGGGACUUAUAGUGGUCAACCACUAUAAGUACCAAGUGUGGCAAGUGUUCAAGGAGAAGUUUUAUCGGAGGGUGGCCACCUACGUUGUGGAUUGGCAGAUCGAGGAGAAUGUGGGAUCGAAGGACCGGGCACCGGGUUUGGGAACAAAGGCAGUAGAGCCAUCGGAUUGGCCAAGCAGAUUUUGUGAGGUUCAUGACACAGGACUCAAGGAUUGGGUUUCUGUGGCUUUCGCCAAUCCACGAACUGGCCUUCUCCCAUGGCAGAAGGGGGAAGAAUUUGAUUUGAUUCAUCACUUUGAUACAUAGAAGGUAGAUGAUGAGAAACAAGGGGGAAAAGAGGGUUUUGGCCAAUUGUCGAAGGUUGAUGAGUCUUCUCCCAUGGCAGAAGGGGGAAGAAUUUGAUUUGAUUCUUCGCUUUGACACAGAGACGGUAGAUGAUGAGAAACAAGGGGGAAAAGAGGCUUUUGGCAAAAUUGUUGAAGAUGGAGACAAUACAGCGCCUUGCAAUGAUACAAGGGAUGAAUCGAAUGGAAGCUUAGCGAGUACAUCCUUAAAAUAAGUGGAUGAACAUCAAUGUCCCCAUAGUGUCCAUCAUGCCGAUUCCCACAAUGCAAAUGCACCAUUACAGGCACUAAAUAUGGAUACAAGGGCAGUAUCCUUCCUGACAAGUAAAGAUGUUUGAAGAGAAGUGCAGGGAGUGACUAUGAAAAAAGGUAUUCAUCAAUUGAGUAAUCCACCGGGUCAUAUAAGUACUCACCACUGGGUUCAGAAUCCUCGCACAAGUUAAUACGUUGGACUUCAGAAAUCGGCACUGAAUCAAUGUACUGAUAUAUUUCUGUGCCAGUACAACUCACAUUCUCCAAGUAGCUGAGCUUCUGAACAGAAUACAGAUGUAAAUCCUCAAGCAUAGAAUCCGAGUCGCUCUUACUUUUAAGACUGACCUCACAUGUUAGAGGAAAACACCCUUGGUUGCAUGUCUCAUCAAGAUACCGAGUCAAUCGUGCAUGCCAUUGGAGGCAUAGCAGGCUGGAGAGGUUUCACUUCAUAGAGAUCUUUCAUAUCCUUACCAUUUGUGCAAGUGGCUGAUGUGACUAAGGGUUGUGAAGACGGAAAAUAAUCAAAACAGGGCUCAUGAUCUCGAUCAGGAUUUGCCAAACAUGAGUAGCCUUCCAAUACGCUGUAGUUUUGUUGUUCUGGAUACUGCAUGAGCUGCAUCACUGGCCUUUCAUCAUGCAAAGGCUUGCAUGCCUUCUCCCUAAUGCUUGGCAGCAUGCCCUUGAAAGAAAGAAAUAGACCUAACUGAGCAUCAUUCACUAAAGCUUUCUUACUUGCUAUUACUUGUGCAGGUGCCACUCUGUUCAUUUCACUCACAUGAGCUGCAUUGGCAACAAUCCCAUGAGUCUGGAAAUUCUCAGUUGUGCAUGCAUAUUUGCAUUUACAAACUUCUGAUGAAGAUCCACGGACCAAACCACUCUUGCCUUCUUUACUGUGGAAGGAUCAUUGAGCUCCUGGUCAACAAACUCUUUGUUGUCAACAUCCUUCCGUUUCCUCAUGGAGCUCAUCUCAGUUUCAUCUAUCAGAUGUCUGUCUUCAAUAUCUUCGGAUCCAUUUCUUAAGAUGUUGAUGACCUCAUCGAUACUGUGAGUUUCUACUUCUUUCAACUCCUGCAUUUUCUUUCUGUAAACAUGCUGCCAUAUAUUCCUUAGCUCCUUCAUUCUCACGGGUUUAAGAAGGUAAUCACAAGCACCAUGUUGAACACCUUUCAUUACCCUGCUUGUCUCCCCAUCUAUGGACAUCACUGCAAAAAUUAUAGAACAUGGACAUAAGCAAUGCUUAUGGCUUAUGCGAGAAAAAGGAAAAAUUGAUGGUAUGGGAUUUCAUUUGUUAAUGUUAGAAUGAUAAAGGAUUUGGAUAUGGAUAGCUAACU
This is a messenger RNA of Musa acuminata AAA Group (dessert banana), 3704 nucleotides long. Its product is annotated as glycosyltransferase family 92 protein Os08g0121900-like. The transcript has 6 exons. Gene Ontology annotation, molecular function: glycosyltransferase activity. Gene Ontology annotation, cellular component: cytoplasm. The record is from RefSeq and is a predicted model, not a curated record. NCBI's taxonomy places the organism in Eukaryota, Viridiplantae, Streptophyta, Magnoliopsida, Zingiberales, Musaceae. Bases 314 to 2083 code for a protein of 589 amino acids.